AAGAGUCAACGGCUGUUGCUGGAGCGGGUGAGGCGCGUGGUGGGGCUUCGCGUAACUGGCAGAAAAGAAUUCGGGCUUAUUUCUCCUGCUCCCCCUUUUCGGUUACUAGAAGUUUGCUCUGAAGGCAAUAGCAACAAAACAUUGCUUUGUGUAGAGUUCCCUCUAGCAUGGAUCUGUCAGGAAGUUUCUUCAGUAAACUUCGAGCCUUAGUGAUCACUUUGGAGCAACAGAAUGAGCAGCUAAAGCAAGCUUUUCGUGGAGAUGAAACAGAAUUUGAAGAUGACUCCCCAAUGAGAUACUUACAUGAGCUGUACUCUGAAAUCAGGACACUGAAGGUUGAAGCUGGUAAUGUUCUUACUAAGAAAUCUCAACAACGAGAUACUACCUAUGACUUCAUAAAGGCCAGCAAAGUUCUAAUGAACAGAAAUGCAGUAGACCUUGGAAAGACAAGAGAACUUUUUGAGAAAUAUGGAUACAAGCCCAUUAUUAGGGAAGCAGUGGCAAAAGAUGAAGCUGAAACUGAUCCUGAACCUGCCAAGUCUGAUCAAGAAGAACCAAAAAACCAUGCUUGCCCUGAAAAUUCCUCCAAAUCUGAUCUUCUGGUACGAAUUCCACAACUUUCAGAUUUUGGGCUUUCAAAAUAUGCUCUCCCCAGUACUUGGAACAAUGUGAAUAUAUUACCACAAGCCAAUGUACAGAAGGAACAGCCAAGAGAGGAUUAUUGUCCAUCACCCAAGACAGAACAGUUUUGUAUUAAAGGACGUGACCUUUGUGUGGAUGAUGACACUGUAUAUUUGUCAGAGGACCAAACAAUCUUCCUGCUUAACAAUGCAAAAAAAAGUAGGCAAGCUAAUAAGAUGCAAGCAUCAAAAGAGAACCUAGCCACACCAAGGGAAAAGAGUAAAGUGUGUGAUUAUGAUUAUAUGGCUUCACCUGUAGUGCCCACUUUCUGUACACCUGGAUUGAAAGUUCCCUCCAGAAAGAACACCACUUUACCCAAAUCCCCAGAGAGUAACCAGUCAGAUGUGUCUAAUCAUAUGAAUGAAGCUACCAAACUAGACCCUCAGUCUCUGAGGAAAGAGCCUGAACAAGCGUGUGUCAUCCAGAUGGUACCAAAUAAAAGGUACAUGGAAGAAGCUGUCCUGCCCUCAGAAAAGUAUCUGGACUGUCUUAAAAUACCUGCUCCUCCUGUCAUAUCAGACUACAGAAACAUACUCAAUACUCCUCCGCCAGCUCCUGAAAUAACUGUCAUUCCAACACAAAUUCUGCAGAUUUUAUCAAAGUAUAACUCAAACAUAGAACCACCCAGAGUCACAGAGAAGAUGAAAAAUGAAGAAAUGGCUGCACAGUUUGAAAGAAGGCCUGUUCUUGCUGUUGAUAUUAGUCACAAAGAAAACAGAGAGUAUUGUGGAUGACUCUAACAUAGAACCUAAAUUUUUGUCUGGACUGUCAUGUUCAAGGAUACUUUCCACUUUUGAGAACUCAAGAAAUGGAAUAGAAAACUGUGGCAAAAGACAAGAACAUAAGAGUUUUUGCAUAAAUGACUGGCCCCCGGCUGAACAAAAUACUCUCUCUUCAAAUUUGGUAGUACAGUCAGUCAGAAAACUAUUCAAAGUCUCUACACUUCAUUAUGUCACCUUCAACUAACUUCAUUCACAUGUUUGAAAGAAAUGGACUUCUACUCAAUCACUUAUUCGGUCUGAUCAUCUCUUAAUCCUUGUCAGCCAGUUUUCUGCCUCUAAAGUAUAUGGGCCUGCUAUAGUGUCUGUAGGCAGCACCUAUUGCUUACAUGGGCCCUAUUAUCCUAAUGUCAUGGGCCAUUAAGAAACAGAAUAUUUCUUUUCUCUCUACCCAAACCUUUGUAAGCCUUUCAAAUUAUGGUAUUAUUAAAAGGUAUUAUUGCAGUCUUUGCAUACUAGGUCCCAGUCUGGAAAUGUCCUCUAGAGAAAGGUGAUACCUGAGUUGUCUGGCAACUGGGUGUACUCAAGAAGCUUGAGGCAGCAGAGAAUUUUUGUGGAAGAAUUCCAGAGAAGAACAGCAGCUGGGCAGAAGAGCAGCCAUCUUCUUGUGUGGCCCUUUCAGCACAAAAUUUCUGGGCUUUCACUCUUGCUGUGCAGGAAAAGUGAUUUUUCCAUCUGUGAAGAACAGAGCCAUCACCUAACACCUAGAACUGCCUUAUGAGUUACAGCCCAAACACAUUUUACAUUUUUUUUACAUUGCUUUUACUCAUCCUGGGUCCUAGAAUACCUGAGAGAAAGGUGGAUAUAUAUUUUAAAUAAACACAUUCUAAAAAGUGUGAAAAGGAAACAAAUGGGUAAAGAGCUUACAGACAGUCUGAAGAAGCCAAUAUUCAAUAUUCUUUUUUUAUCUUUAUAAAAGAAACCAUCAUAGGGGACAAAAAGACAUGGAAAAUAUAUUUUCUUACAGUGCACUGAAGAAUUGUAGGAUAUUUUUUUAAAAAGUACUAUGAAGGAUCUUUCAGGAGAAAACAGUCUGAUUAAUGGUGUUUAAUGCAGGCUUCAGCUUGUUUUAAGUAUAGGAGCUUUUAACUAAUUUUCUCCUUUUUAUUACGGGGAGUACAGUGCUUCAGCUUUAUGCCAAACAGUUGUGAAUAAAUGUCAUGUACAAGCAAAGAGUCUUUACAGCCAAUUUUCUCUAAGGAGAUUAGGCACCCACCUUCAAACUGACCUUGGUAUUUUAGGAAAGAUUUCACUGUACAGAUUUUUGCUGAGCUCUUGAGAAGGGAUUGCUUGCAUAACAGGGCCCUUUUCUAGCUACAUGAUGCAACUUUUCUAUGGGACAAAGAACUAGUUUGAAAUAAAAGGUCUGAACACUUGCCCUUCUGAAUCUACUCCCUCAGGAUGCUACUGAUCAUGCUUAAGAACUUCUGUGCAUACUAAAGGAAGGGCAAGAAAUAUAUUCUUGAUGCAUACAGGAGGUCUGGUUAUACCUCUCACUGAUGGUUAUUAGCAAUGUCAUAUAACGUGGAGUAUAUGCUUGGUCAUCAGAAUGUUGGGAUACGGUAAUAAAAAUAAGUAAUACAUCA
Molecule: messenger RNA, 3046 nt
Organism: Heteronotia binoei (common prickly gecko)
Lineage: Eukaryota; Metazoa; Chordata; Lepidosauria; Squamata; Gekkonidae
Gene: SKA3
Product: spindle and kinetochore associated complex subunit 3
Exons: 10
Coding region: 168-1415 (415 amino acids)
Biological process (GO): chromosome segregation; mitotic cell cycle
Cellular component (GO): outer kinetochore; spindle microtubule
Source: RefSeq, a predicted model, not a curated record